This is a messenger RNA of Penicillium taxi, 2706 nucleotides long. RefSeq names its product Cystathionine beta-synthase core. The transcript is spliced from 6 exons. Lineage: Eukaryota; Fungi; Ascomycota; Eurotiomycetes; Eurotiales; Aspergillaceae. Gene Ontology annotation, biological process: translation; GTP biosynthetic process. The coding region runs from base 1 to 2706 and encodes 901 amino acids. Gene Ontology annotation, molecular function: structural constituent of ribosome; IMP dehydrogenase activity. The record is from RefSeq and is a predicted model, not a curated record. Gene Ontology annotation, cellular component: ribosome; cytoplasm.
AUGCCUAUCACCAACCAGGAGGCCGCUCCCGGUGCUGCCAUGAAGGCUGAGAUUGAGGACUACUCCAAGGCAUUGGAGGUCGUGAAGACCUAUACUACCCAGGACGGUCUUGAUGCCGACACUCUCCUGGACUCCGACAAGCACGGAGCUCUUACCUACAAUGAUUUCCUGAUCCUCCCUGGUUACAUCGGCUUCCCUGCCUCUGAUGUCACUCUGGAGACCCCCGUUACCAAGCGUAUCUCGCUGAAGGCCCCCCUUCUCUCAUCUCCUAUGGAUACCGUCACUGAGCACAACAUGGCCAUUCACAUGGCUCUGCUCGGUGGUCUCGGUGUUAUUCACCACAACUGUGCCCCAGAGGACCAGGCCGAGAUGGUCCGCAAGGUGAAGAGAUAUGAGAACGGUUUCAUUCUCGACCCCGUUGUUCUCUCCCCCAAGGCCACUGUUGGCGAGGCUCGCGACUUGAAGGCCAAGUGGGGUUUCGGUGGCUUCCCUGUCACUGAGAACGGCACCCUUCGCUCUAAGCUUAUUGGUAUGGUCACUUCCCGUGACAUCCAAUUCCACCCCAACCUUAAUGACCCCGUGACUGCUAUCAUGGCCACUGACCUGGUCACUGCCCCCGCUGGAACUACUCUGGCUGAAGCCAACGAUGUUCUGCGUCGCUCAAAGAAGGGCAAGCUGCCCAUCGUUGAUGACAAUGGAAACAUUGUCUCUCUCCUUUCUCGAUCGGACUUGAUGAAGAACCUGCACUACCCAUUGGCCUCUAAGCUGCCUCAAUCUAAGCAGCUUAUCUGUGCUGCCGCCAUUGGCACCCGUGAACAGGACAAGGAGCGUCUUAAGCUCCUCGUUGAGGCUGGUCUUGAUAUUGUUAUCCUUGACAGUAGUCAGGGUAACAGCAUGUACCAAAUUGAAAUGAUCAAGUACAUCAAGAAGAACCUGCCCGAGAUUGAUGUUAUCGGUGGUAACGUUGUUACCCGCGAACAGGCUGCUGCUUUGAUUGCUGCUGGUGUCGAUGGCCUGAGAAUUGGCAUGGGCAGCGGUAGCGCUUGCAUCACUCAGGAAGUUAUGGCUGUCGGCCGUCCCCAGGCCGCUUCCGUCCGCAGCGUCGCUUCUUUUGCCGCUCGUUUCGGUGUCCCCUGUAUCGCCGACGGUGGUAUUCAGAACGUUGGCCACAUCGUCAAGGGCCUGGCCAUGGGUGCCAGCACUAUCAUGAUGGGUGGUCUCCUUGCCGGUACCACCGAGUCUCCCGGUGAGUACUUCGUCAGCAGCGGCGGCCAGCUCGUCAAGGCCUACCGUGGUAUGGGCAGUAUUGCCGCCAUGGAGGAUAAGAAGGCUGGUGGCAGCGGCGGUGACAGCAAGGCCAGCAACGCUGGUACCGCCCGUUACUUCUCUGAGAAGGACGGUGUCCUGGUCGCCCAAGGUGUUGCCGGUUCCGUUCUUGACCGCGGUUCCGUCACCAAGUUCGUUCCCUACCUCAUUGCCGGUGUCCAGCACUCCCUGCAGGACAUUGGUGUGAAGAGCCUCGAUGCUCUGCACGACGGUGUCAACAAUGGCAGUGUGCGCUUUGAAAUGAGAAGCGCCAGCGCCAUGACUGAGGGUAACGUCCACGGUCUGCACAGCUUUGACAAGAAGCUUUACUCUGUGAUUCUCGUUUCUCCAAAGAACGAGAUCCUUUUACUUCAUCGUAUCCAAACAUCAAGUUCAUUCGCCUCAGCCCAUGUCUUCCCUGGUGGGAAUCUUUCAACCCAGGAUGGAAUGUGUCCACCACCCGAAGACCUCUCACGACACGAAGAUUCCCCUUCUUACCGGCGUGCAGCAAUCAGAGAGCUUUUCGAAGAGAGUGGCAUGCUUCUUGCAAAAGACAGUAACACCGGCAAAAUGCUAGUUGUUAAAGAAGAGGCCAGAGAACUUGGCCGGAAACUAAUUCACCAGGGCAAGGUCACAUUUGACGACUGGCUAAAAGAGAAGCAAUCUUCUGCUCAGCCAGAUAUAGAUCAUUUGAUUCCAUUUUCACGUUGGAUUACCCCGAAUAAUGUGACAAGGCGAUAUACCACCCAGAUGUACCUCUAUUUUAUGCCAUUGGCAGUAAAUGCUGAUGAAGAUCUUCUAAGUGAACUCCCUGUCGAAGGCGAGCGCGAAGAAAUCCAAGUCCCUACUAGUGAUGGUGGUAUAGAAGUCACCGAAGCGCAGUUUCUCCCAGCUAUAGAAUGGCUUCGUCGCGCACAGAGCGGCGAAAUAAUCUUGUUUCCACCACAAUAUCUCCUCUUACAUUUAGUGUCGGGCUUUCUCGACAAGCAACCCCGAUCAGAUAUCUCAGUGGAAGAGAUUGAGAAACGCCGAGCCGCGCUUGUCGACUUCGUACAGUCAGGUUCUCCGCCUUGGACUCAAAAGUGUAUUUCUCCAAAGAUGUUGAAGAUGACUGACGACGGGCGGGUCAUUUUGGCCCUUAACGAGCCUGGUCCUGAGCUUAGAGGCUACGUGCCCCGCAAGUGCAGCGCUACCAACCGCAUCAUCAAGGCCAACGACCACGCCUCUGUCCAGAUCUCCGUCGGCAAGGUUGACGAGAACGGCCGCUACACUGGCGAGAACGAGACCUACGCUCUUUGCGGUUUCAUCCGCAACCGCGGCGAGUCCGAUGACUCCCUGAACCGCCUGGCCCAGCGUGACGGUUACCUCAAGAACGUGUGGACUGCUUCCCGCCAGCGCUAA